GAGUUCAACAGAUAGGAGAGCACAUAUGAGUUUUCUCGUGAACAAGGGCUCUACCCCAUCCCCGAACUCAACUCCACAAAGUUCUUCCAACUUCAUAGGUAGAGGCCUUGAUGUGAUACAUUCCAAUGGUACUUUAUCAGAUCGCUCGUCUUUCCAUGGGGUCAUGCAUAGAAACGUUAAUCAUGAAGGUUUAGAAUCAAAUUCUAACAUGAUUUACACAAUGGAAGCUCAACAUGCUUUCUCUCUUCAGACGACAACUUCUUGGGGAUUUAAUGGCCCCGGUGAACCUUCAAGUUUUGAUCAAUUUAUACAUGGAAACAACAUCGACUUGACACAAAAUGAGAUGCCACUCGAGCUUCAGAAUAGCUGCAACGAUCAAAUACCACCUCAUAAUUUCGACUACUUUUCUUCCGAUUAAGCUUGUUUAUUUUUAGUUCAUGAGAAGCGUUUCUCAGGGAGGAUUUUGGAUGUUAAGGUCGUUAAGCUGGUGUUAGACUCAAAAUCAUAAUAACGUCACGUUUUAUUAACGGAUUAGGGUUGUUAUAAAAUAUAUAUGUGUAUGUAAUAUGUGUGAAGGGGUUGUAAGUUUUUGUGUGAUGUAUUGAAUAGUAAACCACAUGCUACACCUAUUAUGAUUUUCAAGGUCACGUGAGAUAUGGAUC
Lactuca sativa (garden lettuce) is the source of this 662-nucleotide messenger RNA. Its product is annotated as squamosa promoter-binding-like protein 3. The record is from RefSeq and is a predicted model, not a curated record. NCBI's taxonomy places the organism in Eukaryota, Viridiplantae, Streptophyta, Magnoliopsida, Asterales, Asteraceae. Gene Ontology annotation, molecular function: DNA binding. Gene Ontology annotation, cellular component: nucleus.